AUGCGGGUUCGCGCAGCCGGCGGUCCGCGACCCAAAGUCGACGAGAGUUUGGAUGCGGCAAGCCCCCCGUCUGUCAAAACGCCUCCUGCAUCCAGGCCGUCCAGCACCACGUUGUGGGCGGCACGCAUCGUCGUUCGUUCGUCUACGAGUACGGAUAGAGGGGUAUUCGUCCGCGCACCAGGGCUCGUUUCUCGGCAUGUCAGGGACCAGGGGGGCUGUGUUCGGUUCGCCCGCCCGGCGGCUCCGGGCCGGGGACAGGUUGAGCCAGACUUUUGGCCAAGGGACAACAUCCACGGGACCAAGUUACGACGUGAGUACGAAGCAUGUAGCUACGUAGGAUCGGGCCGGGCCCUUGGACGGGCGGGCGGCUGGCGAGGUCGCACGAUGGUGAUGAUGCGGGCUUGGCUGCGCCCACGGGGGAGGAUCGAUUCGCAGCGAGAACGGCGAUGCUCCACGAGGGCCAGAGACGAGAUGAGGACCCGGCGCCCGCCAAACCCCCAUCGCCCAUGCCCAUGCCCAUCCCAUACGCACGCCACGCCUAGUCUUUCUCCUCCCAUGCGUUUUCAACCCGCCCGCGUGGUACAGGAUGGCGCGAAUGCUGACCCGAAGAUCUUUGAAGAUGGACGGGGUGUGCGAAGGAGUAGAUGUGACCACCCGACGAGGUACCUACCUACUUACGCCGUCGAGUCGUUGCUUUUUAUCUCCCCUUUCUUUCCUUUCGUGACGCGCGCACCCGCUCAUCCUCUUGUCUCCUCCCUCGUUGUCCCGUGUACGUUGCAGCACUCAGGUUAA
This is a messenger RNA of Purpureocillium lilacinum, 792 nucleotides long. The record is from RefSeq and is a predicted model, not a curated record. Lineage: Eukaryota; Fungi; Ascomycota; Sordariomycetes; Hypocreales; Ophiocordycipitaceae.